GACUUCGCUCACCUUCCUCAUUUGUCAGACAAUUUACGAAACAUAACGUCAAAAUCUUCGUACUAUGAUGAUGUCGUAGACCCGUCAUGUCCGUCGUUGAUAUCAUCGUGUAAUGUGAUGUAUUUACUAAUGAAAAAUUGUUUUUCCACAAUUAGUAACGUCGAUAUAAGUAAUGGAGUUUUCGGGCUUAAUUCUCCCUUUAACGAAGAAUAUAUGUCGCACUUGCCUUCUAGAAUCAGAUACAACAAUGUUUAUGAACAUACAAGACUUGAUUGAGCACGAGAUGAUUAAGGUUAAAUUAAUUGAUAUAUUAGUCUUCCUGAACUGUCUGGAAAACAAUGAUGAAGAAAACUGGCCUCAAGGGAUAUGCUCUUCCUGUGUAUCUACAGCUUUAGUCGCCUAUAAUUUUAAAUUGAACUGUUUGAAGGCGAAUACUACUUUGUCACAAAUUCUUAUGAUACAAUCUCCAACCAAUUUACAACGCACUGAUAUUGAUUCUAUUGAUAUAAAUGUUGUUUAUCAAGACCACGAGUAUGAUGUUCCACUGUUCAGUAAUAACCCUACUUUAGAUUUUGAUACCAAUUUAUCGGGAAGUAAAGAAUUGACGCCUUUGCCACCUGUAACCGAAAUAACUUUGACUGAGCAACCACCGAGAACCGAAGGAGAAAAAAGAUAUGCUUGCACUGUGUGUUCUAAAUCAUUCACUAAGAUUUACAGCCUGCGAUACCACAUGAACAAGCACAGUGAGAUCAGAAAGUACUUGUGUGCUAAGUGUGGUAAAAGUUUCCAUACAUCAAAUGGACUUAAUCAACAUUUGAAAUCACACAAAGAUGUUGCACAAUUCAAGUGUGGCUUCUGUCAAAAGACUUACAGGUCCAGGCAGUCUUUGAAGGAGCACUUUCGUGUGGCACAUUCAGGCAACCGCAUGUUAUAUGUUUGCGUCACAUGUGGAAAGAGAUUUACAGCUGGAUCCACCUUAAGGAAGCAUAUUAAGGCUCAUAAUGGAGAAAACCAAUUCCCUUGUCCUAGCUGCCCAAAGAUAUACACUAGGGAGUCGUAUUUGAGAGCUCACAGCCUGGUCCACACAGGACAGGAGAAGCCAAGACCAUUCACAUGUUCACACAAAGACUGCGGAAGAUCAUUUCCAACUAAACAUUCCUUAUUUGUGCAUAAUGCACACACACAUAGCUCUGAGCGUCCUCACAAGUGUAAAAUUUGUCUCAAGGGGUUUGCUACUUCUACUGGCUUGAGAAUACACUCAGAGUAUCAUGCUGGCAAGGAGGUUACUUGUAAUAUAUGUGGCAAGAGGCUGAAAAAUAAAAUUAUCUACCAAAGGCACAAGAAGAUUCAUGAUGUGGAUGCCAAUGACAUGAUUUUGGAGACUGUGGUGGACAAUGUAUUCUUUGACCAGGCCUAUUGAAGAGGGGGCUUGUAUUUAUAGUUAUGAAGGGCUUUGUUUUUAGUAGAUGCUGUCCCCAUUAUUAUUCCAGUUAAUAAAAACAAUUGAGGAGAA
Trichoplusia ni (cabbage looper) is the source of this 1513-nucleotide messenger RNA. RefSeq names its product zinc finger protein 501-like. Gene Ontology annotation, biological process: regulation of transcription by RNA polymerase II. Bases 173 to 1420 code for a protein of 415 amino acids. Gene Ontology annotation, cellular component: nucleus. The transcript has a single exon. The record is from RefSeq and is a predicted model, not a curated record. Lineage: Eukaryota; Metazoa; Arthropoda; Insecta; Lepidoptera; Noctuidae. Gene Ontology annotation, molecular function: zinc ion binding; RNA polymerase II cis-regulatory region sequence-specific DNA binding; DNA-binding transcription factor activity.